AUGCAGGUGCCACAAGACGGAGAGGACUUUGUGGGCCAACCCUGGUACCACGGCCCCCUGUCCCGCCAGAAGGCCGAGGACCUUCUCCAGCAAGAUGGUGACUUCUUAGUUCGUGCGUCCAAGUCCCGUGGGGGCCACCCUGUGAUCUCCUGCCGCUGGCGGGGCUCAGCCCUGCACUUCGAGGUGCUCCGUGUGGCCCUGAGGCCCCGGCCAGGCAGGCCCACAGCUCUCUUUCAGCUAGAGGAUGAGCGUUUCCCCAGCCUGCCUGCCCUGGUUCGCAGCUAUGUGAUUGGCCAGCGUCCACUGUCGCAAGCCACAGGGGCUGUGGCCUCCAGGCCAGUGCCACGGCAAGGACCAAUUCGACGCAGCUUUAGUGAGGACACCCUUCCAGACGGCCUGGCUCGCACAGAGCCGCUCAGGGAUAGGAAGCGGAGUGAUAGUCAGCCCGCAGGUUUGGAGCAUCUGUGGCGGCCACCAGAAGACCCUCCUGGACCAGGAGCCUCCACUGUACCUGCAUCUGGCCUGCCUCGGACAGGUAGUGACCCCGUGAUACUAAAGACCCCAGUUCCCUUAGAGUCCGUUGCUGACAGUCUCAGGGCCUCUGAUGGGCAGCUUCAUGCCAAGGCCCCAACCAAGCCACCUCGAACACCCUCACUGCUGCUGCCUGAUGCCUCUGGACGCCCCCCGACGUACUGUGAGCUGGUGCCCCGAGUGCUCAGGGUCCAAGGACCGCCCCCUGGCCACAGCUGCCCAGAGUCAGAGGUGCCCUGGUGGGAAGCCGAGGAGGAGAAAGAGGAGGACAGAUGUUUUGCAAGACCGCAGGCUGAGGUCUCUUUCUGUCUCCCUGAAACCCCCUCCUGCCUGCUGGGGUCCCAGAAUCGGCCUCUGGAACCCGAAGUCCUGCAUACUCUCCGUGGCCUGUUCUUGGCACACCAUCCUGGGAGCACAGCUCUCCACUUGCUAUUGAUAGACUGCCAGGCCACAGGCGUCCUGGGAGUGACCAAGGCGCAGCGGGGCGCCAUGGGGGUCUCCUCUGGUCUGGAGCUGCUCACACUUCCCCACGGGCAUCUCUUGAGGUUGGAAUUGCUGGAGAGGCUUGAGACGCUGGCGUUGGCGGGGGCUCUGGCAGUGCUGGGCUGCGCAGGGCCGCUGGAAGAACGCGCGGGCGCCCUGAGGGGCCUGGUGGAGCUGGCCGUGGCGCUGCGGCCAGGGGCGGUGGGGGACCUGCCCGGACUGGCCGCGGUGAUGGGCGCCUUGCUCAUGCCCCAGGUGACGCGUUUGGAACGCACGUGGCGCCACCUGAGAAGGAGCCACACGGAGGCUGCGCUGGCCUUUGAGCAGGAGCUGAAGCCGCUGAUGCGAUCGCUGAAUGAGGGCGCCGGACCCAGCGAUCCCGGCGAGGUGGCGCUGCCGCACGUGGCACCCGCGGCGCGCCUGCUGGAGGGUGAGGAAGUCCCGGGGCCCUUGGACGAGAGCUGCGAGCGGCUGCUGCGCACUCUGCACCGGGCGCGUCAGACGGCCCGGGACGCGCCCAGGUUCCGCGAGGCGGCGGCGCGGCGCCUGCGAGGAUUCCGGCCCAACCCGGAGCUGACAGAGGCCCUGACCACUGGCUUCUUGAGGAGGUUGCUCUGGGGGAGCCGAGGGGCUGGGGCACCAUGGGCCACACGACUCGAGAAGUUCCAACGUGUCCUCAGCGUCCUCUCGCAGCGCCUGGAGCCUGACCCUUGA
This is a messenger RNA of Rangifer tarandus platyrhynchus (Svalbard reindeer), 1728 nucleotides long. The record is from the annotation of a GenBank genome assembly. NCBI's taxonomy places the organism in Eukaryota, Metazoa, Chordata, Mammalia, Artiodactyla, Cervidae.